This is a messenger RNA of Fusarium pseudograminearum CS3096, 1062 nucleotides long. RefSeq lists its product as uncharacterized. Bases 1 to 1062 code for a protein of 353 amino acids. The transcript has 4 exons. The record is from RefSeq and is a predicted model, not a curated record. NCBI's taxonomy places the organism in Eukaryota, Fungi, Ascomycota, Sordariomycetes, Hypocreales, Nectriaceae.
AUGAAGCCGGCUGUUCAGAAGGUGAUCAACUAUGGUCUGGGAAAUUUGCGCUUGAUAUUCAAGUACGCUACAGAAAUCGGAUCAGUGCCAGUGACCGGUCUCGAGUCACCUUUCGACGACACCUUUGCAAAGUCUAUAAUGAAGAUCACCUCUGAAAAUGAGAACUUUCCCAAGAAAAACAGCACCGUGAUAAUCUACACGACCCCAGCUGCACAGGGAUAUGUUCAAAUGGCGGCUCUCAGCUCUGUAAUGGGCUAUGAUAAGCUUAUCGGUGCAAAUGUCGCCUACUUUCCAGGAACUAAAUUCUUUUCGGAAUUCCCAAUCAGCAUCGGCAAGAACAUCUGGAACUCAUUCGGUUUUGAUAGAUUCACCGACAUGCACAAAGCUACGGGAUUGCCCAGUGGCACCAUACUCAAGAAUGGUGGAAAGACGGUUAUCAUGGAUGGCAAACUAAAGGAAUCGGUUGCAGAAUUUUGCAAUUCGUCAAAUGGAAAGUUCGGCUCGGUCAACCAACAGAGCAUCACUGGGAUUGGAAAAUUGGAGAAAGGCAAAGAUCUCUAUAUAUUCGCUCACAGUCUAGGGACGGCAUUGUCCAUGCCUUUCCUAUACCAGUCCCUCGCGAGUGGAAACUUCGGCCGUAUUAUUGUGGUAACAGCCGGCGGAUAUUGUUCAACGAAUGACGUUGCGGCAAAGCAACUUCAAGACAUGGGGCUUGAGAUCUACAACUUGCAAACACUGGGAGACCCUAUCACAGAGUGGUCACAUUUCGAAUCUCCAGGAUUUGCUGUGUUACAAGUCCAUCUCCUAUUCUUCCCGUACGUUUCUCUCACCCAGGAAGCCACGGGGAAUGUUUGGUUCGGCAAUCGAAGAGGAUGGGUGCAAAAGUCCAGCGUCGACUCGGCCGUGAAGCGCGAGGGUUAUGCUGACAAGAUCAAUAAUGUCCGGCAAAUUUACUGCACUGAUGUGCCUCAGGGUGAUUACAAGAUCAACGUCCACUAUUACAAAGACAUUUCUGGUAAAGCUCCUCCGAUCCCAUGGGCAGUCGCGUGGUUAGUUCUAUGA